Molecule: messenger RNA, 2302 nt
Organism: Nomascus leucogenys (northern white-cheeked gibbon)
Lineage: Eukaryota; Metazoa; Chordata; Mammalia; Primates; Hylobatidae
Gene: ZCCHC18
Product: zinc finger CCHC-type containing 18
Cellular component (GO): nucleus
Source: RefSeq, a predicted model, not a curated record
UCGUCACGCUCUUUUGUCUCAGUCGGCAGAGACUGAAAGCAACCGCGGCUGCCCGGAGGGCCGAACUGGAGGGUGGGCGCAGCCUUGGCUGCCUUGGGAACCGUGCUGCCUCGACUCGGCUACCCCUCGCUGGGCGGCUGUGCGCACUCGCUAGGUCGGGCAGCCCCGGGUCGCUUAGCGGCCGAGGAGGCGCCAGAGAUCCCGUUCCCCUGCAGAGCUACGGGGACCGGAAGACGAAACAGAGCUGUGGACGCGGGAGCACAUGCUGCCCACCAGUGGAGCACAGGUCAUCAAAGCCGAAUCCGAACUUGAAUACGGUGCGGCGGAUUGCAGAGCUGUCUUGAGGCCCUGAGGACUGGGAUCUGCGACCCCCAGUGGACAAAAGUCGGCCGUACCCCAGAGGCUAAUUUUCUCACGGCGGGCACCUGUUGCAGAGGCUGCAAGUAAAAUAAAGAAUCCCUACUGAAAUACAAGGCAGGCACAGCCCAGGAACGUUGCUUUGGAGAAUCCUGCAGAUAAGGCUUUUCCAAAAAGCACGAGCAUCUUGUUGUAUUCAGAUACCCUAUCGUCGUCAGUCAUGGCUAGCAUCAUUGCGCGUGUGGGUAACAGCAGGCAGCAGAAUGCACCUUUGCCGCCUUGGGCCCAUUCCAUGUUGAGGUCUCUGGGGAGGAGUCUCGGUCCUUUAGUGGUCAAAAUGGCAGAGAGAAACACGAAGUUGUUCUCGGGAAGAGUGGUGCCAGCCCAGGGGAAAGAAACCUUUGAAAACUGGCUGAUCCAAGUCAAUGGGGUCCUGCCAGAUUGGAGUAUGUCUGAGGAGGAAAAACUCAAGCGCUUGAUGAAAACACUUAGGGGCCCUGCCCGGGAGGUCAUGCGUUUGCUUCAGGCGGCCAACCCCAACCUAAGUGUAGCAGAUUUCUUGCGGGCAAUGAAAUUGGUGUUUGGGGAGUCUGAAAGCAGUGUGACUGCCCAUGGUAAAUUUUUUAACACCCUGCAGGCACAAGGGGAGAAAGCCUCCCUUUAUGUGAUCCGUUUAGAGGUGCAGCUCCAGAAUGCUAUUCAGGCAGGCAUCCUAGCUGAGAAAGAUGCAAACCAGACUCGCUUGCAACAGCUUCUUUUAGGAGCUGAGCUGAGUAGGGACCUGCGCUUCAGGCUUAAGCAUCUUCUCAGGAUGUAUGCAAAUGAGCAGGAGCGGCUUCCCAAUUUCCUGGAGUUAAUCAAGAUGAUAAGGGAGGAAGAGGAUUGGGAUGAUGCUUUUAUUAAACGGAAGCGGCCGAAAAGGUCUGAGCCAAUAAUGGAGAGGGCAGCCAGCCCUGUGGCAUUUCAGGGCGCCCAGCCAAUAGCAAUCAGCAGUGCUGACUGUAACUGCAACGUGAUAGAAAUAGAUGAUACCCUUGAUGACUCCGAUGAGGAUGUGAUCCUGGUGGCGUCCCUGGACCCUCCACUGACACCCACAGGUGCUCCUCCCUUCAGAGGAAGAGCCAGACCUCUGGAUCAAGUGCUGGUUAUUGAUUCCCCCAACAAUUCUGGGGCUCAGUCUGUUUCUACCAGUGGUGGUUCUGGGUAUAAGAAUGAUGGUCCUGGGAAUAUUCGUAGAGCCAGGAAGCGAAAAUACACAACCUGCUGUUCAUAUUGUGGUGAGGAGGGCCACUCAAAAGAAACCUGUGACAAUGAGAGCAACAAGGCCCAGGUUUUUGAGAAUCUGAUCAUCACCCUGCAGGAGCUGACACAUACAGAGGAGAGGUCAAAAGAGGUCCCUGGAGAACACAGUGAUGCUUCUGAGCCACAGUAAGGAUCUAGUCCAGCCCUAAAUGAGUCAACUGUAUUCAGAGUCUGGUAAUGGGAAUAACAGGAGAGGGGGGUGGGUUUCUAACUGCAUGAGUUAAUCCACAAAGCAGUUUUCCUUUGGGAAGAAGAGGUCUUGCAUAGCAGCACAGUGGAUGGGGAAUGGUGUGACCUCUGUCCCUGCUCUCUUCUCUGCUGGCUUAAGGGUCUAUUCUCCAUGUGUCUAUUUCUUUGAUGACUUUAUAAUUUUUAUGAAAGGAGCAUCUUUUCAUUAAACCUUCAAAAAUAAAGGAAGAUACAAAAACUAAAGUACAAAUUACCUGAAACUCAGCACCCUUUUGUAACUAUUGUCAGCCCUUUGGUGAAUGUCCUUCCAGAUAUCUCCCUGCACCUGUGUACCCAGAUAGAUAUAUGUAUAGAUAAGAGUGAUCAAAUAUAAGUGCUGUUCUAUACUGUGUAUUCUUCACCAAAUAAUAUAUCUCGUGGACUUCUAUGUCAAUGAAUAUAUAUAAAUAUCUAA